AUGAGCGACUCGUCACCAACACGCCGCCCAUUCCACGGCUCCUGCCACUGCGGCUCCAUCCAGUACAUCAUAUUCCUCACACUUCCCCACCAACCCCCAUCCAGCGACACAUCGCCUCCCCUGGGUUCCACCCGCUCAAACCAAGAGUUCUACCGCUGCAACUGCACGCCGUGUCACAAAGCUGGCCACUUUCACAUCCGCUUGGAUUGGGCUCCUCAGGACUUCGUGCUCCUCUCCCCGCUUGAUCCCCUUACCGAGCUUGGGGAUUACACCUGCAACGCCGGAUCUAUCCACUGGCCAUUCUGCAAGAAUUGUGGGGGGAGGUGCUUUCUCUUCGUCGGGCAGGGGGAAACGGCAGAAGUGGACCUGGAUGACAUAGGCGUCAAUGGCAAGGAUGGCAAAAAGAUGGGUAAGAGAACCAUAUGGCGGCCCAAAGCUGAGGGCUGGGACGAGCACAAGGCUGGGUGCUAUCUCAGUGUAAACGGAUACACUGUCGAUUAUGGGCAGGAGGGAUUUGAGUUGGGUGAAUUCACGGCAAACAAAUUGGUCGCGUACCUUGACUGCCUUGAGCUUUCAGGUCGGGAGAGGGAACCACGCUACGACAAGCCGUACGAGGGCGGCGCGUUCUGA
This is a messenger RNA of Cadophora gregata, 630 nucleotides long. RefSeq lists its product as uncharacterized. The record is from RefSeq and is a predicted model, not a curated record. NCBI's taxonomy places the organism in Eukaryota, Fungi, Ascomycota, Leotiomycetes, Helotiales, Ploettnerulaceae. Bases 1 to 630 code for a protein of 209 amino acids. The transcript has a single exon. Gene Ontology annotation, molecular function: carbon-sulfur lyase activity.